AUGUCGGCCAAUGAAACACUUCAGCUUAAUGACCCCUCAAUUCUACACGAGGCCUCUCUAUUAAACGGUAACUGGGCUCAAGCCAUCUCAGGAAAGCGAUUCGAUGUCGAGGACCCAGGAUCUAACAAAGUCUUCGCAUCUUGCCCCACGAACCAAGAAGAGGAUGUAGACCGAUAUGUCGUCUCUUCCCAGAAGGCCUUCGAAGACUAUCGUCAUGUCAACCCACGCGUUCGCGCCAAGAUAUUGCUCAAGUGGCACGAAUUAAUCACCAACGCCAGAGAAGAUAUCGCAAAGAUUAUGGUUUAUGAGACUGGCAAGCCUAUGACCGAGGCUCUUGGCGAAGUCGACUACGCUCUGGGAUUUGCUUGGUGGUUCGCCGGCGAGGCCGAGCGCAUUCGAGGCUCUAUUUCCCAGCCAUCCGUAUCAGAUCGCCGUACAUUUGUCAUUAAGCAGCCAAUUGGUGUCAGUGUUGCUUUGGUACCUUGGAACUUCCCGGUCGCUAUGGUUAUUCGCAAGGUUGCUGCGGCUUUGGCUGCAGGAUGCUCCAUGAUCGUCAAGCCUUCUCCAGAAACUCCUCUUAGCGUCAAUGCGUUAGCAGAUCUUGCUAUUCGCGCAGGACUACCGGCUGGUGUUCUCAAUGUUAUUUCUACCGAUAAUGAGAAUACUCCUUCGGUUAGUGAGAGACUCUGCAAGCAUCCACUUGUCCGAAAGGUCACUUUCACUGGGAGCACAAGGGUAGGAAGUAUUGUGGCCAAACAUUGCAGCCAAGGACUGAAGAAGGUUACAAUGGAACUGGGGGGUAACUGCCCGUUCAUUGUCUUCGAUGACGGCGAUCUUGACGAAUCGGUUGCUGCAUUGAUGGUUCUCAAGUGGCGUACUGCUGGCCAGGCAUGCACUCACGCCAACCGUGUGUAUGUUCAAAGCGGCGUUUAUGAGAAAUUUGCACACAUGAUGCUUGAGGCAACACAGAGUAAAAUCCACGUUGGUCAUGGCACCGAUAGAUCCACUACAAUGGGGCCUUUAACUACCAGCAGGGGAGUUGAGAAGCUUGAGCGACAUGUUGCGGACGCUGUUGAGAAAGGCGCCACAGUUUUGUGUGGAGGAAAGCGACCGGCAAACUUGAGCAACGGUUACUUCUUCGAACCCACAAUUAUCUCGGGGAUGACUAGUGACAUGUUGACGACCAAGGAGGAGAUUUUUGGCCCUCUCUUGGGGUUGUAUAAGUUUAACAGUGAAGAAGAAGUGGUCAAGAUGGCAAAUGACACAUCCAUGGGGUUGGCUUCAUACUUCUUCACGAGGGACGUUGAUCGCACUUGGAGAAUGCUUGAAUCCCUUGAGGCUGGCAUGAUCGGCAUGAACACAGGCAACUCAUCAUGUGCCGAAUCGCCAUUUGGUGGCAUCAAAGAGUCUGGCUAUGGAAAGGAGGCUGGAAAGGAUGUUGCAAUUGAAGAGUACCUGGUCUCAAAGACUGGCACUCUUACCAUUCAUUAA
Molecule: messenger RNA, 1491 nt
Organism: Penicillium angulare
Lineage: Eukaryota; Fungi; Ascomycota; Eurotiomycetes; Eurotiales; Aspergillaceae
Product: NAD-dependent succinate-semialdehyde dehydrogenase
Exons: 4
Coding region: 1-1491 (496 amino acids)
Molecular function (GO): succinate-semialdehyde dehydrogenase (NAD+) activity
Source: RefSeq, a predicted model, not a curated record